This is a messenger RNA of Talaromyces proteolyticus, 321 nucleotides long. RefSeq lists its product as uncharacterized. Bases 1 to 321 code for a protein of 106 amino acids. The record is from RefSeq and is a predicted model, not a curated record. The transcript has a single exon. Lineage: Eukaryota; Fungi; Ascomycota; Eurotiomycetes; Eurotiales; Trichocomaceae.
AUGUCUUCCACCAUCAUCUGGCCGCAGCAAUAUCUUCCGGGAACCCCAGACAACUAUGUCUCGAAUGAAGUAUAUGCGGCAGGCAUCACCGCAGAACAAGUGCGGCCUUAUCUGGUCGACAUAACAAAGUGGGAGUCGUACUACAACAACGUGGCCCAGAUCAUACCACCCACUUCCGGGUCCAUCCUGACCAAGAAGGAUAAAUUCAGCCUUUUCGACCUUUGGAUUCCCUCCGUUGCAGGCGCAAGUGUGGGAAUCGAUAGGCCCUACAGCUACCUCACCAGGACGGCUAACUUGGCGUGCGUGGCAGGAUGGGGAUGA